Peniophora sp. CBMAI 1063 is the source of this 573-nucleotide messenger RNA. Lineage: Eukaryota; Fungi; Basidiomycota; Agaricomycetes; Russulales; Peniophoraceae. The record is from the annotation of a GenBank genome assembly.
AUGCACAUCCUCAACAGCGUUGAUUCGCGUACAAGACUUUGGCGCCACCGGAAAGACGUCCGAGCAUACGCACACCAAUACAAAUCGCAGACUCUGGUCGUCCUAGCUGUAGUAGUCGAGUCGGGAGUCGCAUAUACUGUCUUAUGGGCUUGGUAUACCGGUAUCAACUUCUCUUCACUGACGCGCAUGCAAGCACGGCUCGACUUCUACUCCGUCCCGCUCUUUGCUAUGUACCCCGCUAUCAUCAUCAUGCUUGUCGCAACGCGUCGCUCGAUUCUUGACAGGAGUACGCAUGCUACUGGCACCAUCAGCGAGAUCCGAUACAUCGCGCCGGACUUGCACCCGCAGUCCACCGAUGAAUCUGGUAGCACCCUCGCUGCAUCCGUCAAUCAACGCGCAAACGACGGCUCUGCUCCGUAUGAGCUCUCGCAGGAUAGUCGAUCUACCGGCUUUGACAAGACUAUACGCUCAGAAGUGCCGGUUGACGGCAUGCCUUUGGUUGAUGAGGGCAGUGACGUUGAAUUCGAUGAAGUUGGACAGGGUGUAUGCAAGGACUCUAUACGAUCGAUCUAG